AUGUGUUGGUCCAUCUGCAGCACCAGUCUGUGUUGGUCCAUCUGCAGCACCAAUGGGCGUAACGUGACGUUUGUCCGUAGCAAGGGUUCCCCAGAGAGUGGUUACUCAUCUCCACUGCUGUGUGAGGCCUGCAUCCAGCAACGUCAUGAGUUACGUGACCCGCUGACCAGUGACCCGCUGACCCGUGACCCGCUGACCCGUGACCCGCUGACCAGUGACCCGCUGACCAGUGACCCGCUGACCAGUGACCCGCUGACCAGUGACCCGCUGACCAGUGACCCGCUGACCAGUGACCCUUUUUACAGUUGUCCGGUGGUUCGUUGUCGGCCUCGGGGUCUAUUCCGCUCGCCCUCCAUGCCCAGCCAGGCGAACCGCACACCUCUGAAGCGUCCCCAGGACGAGAACCCGCCGGUCAGAGUGAAGAGACGACGCAGCCUGGCAGAAACUCGUGGCACCACCAUGGACCAGGAUGACAGCUCUCCCAGCAAUAUGGUGUGUUCUGAGCGCCACAUACAGCGCUCCAAAUCAUUCUGUAACCACACAGAGAUUGAGAAGCUGCUGGACAAGGAGCUGAUUGGAGAUUUCACCAAAUCCUUCGCCCUGUCUACCGUGGAGGGAAAACACCAGGACCUCAAAUACAUCACUCCUGAGAUGAUGGUGUCCGCUCUGAGCGGCCAGCUGCAUCAUGUUGUCGAGAGGAUCGUGGUGAUUGACUGUCGCUACCCGUAUGAGUUUGAGGGGGGCCACAUCAAAGGAGCCCUGAACCUCUACCAGGAGGAGCAGGUAGAGGAGUACCUCCUAGGCACCCCCAUCGCCCCCCUCUCCCCUGACCACAGGGUCCUCCUCGUCUUCCACUGUGAGUUUUCCUCAGAGCGAGGGCCCGGGAUGUGUCGUUUCGUACGUAGGAGGGACAGGGCGAUGAACGAGUACCCUAACCUGCACUACCCAGAACUCUACGUCCUCAAGGGAGGCUACCAAGAGUUCUUCCAUCACUUCCGGAUGCGGUGUGAGCCCCAGGGGUACCGGCCCAUGCACCACCAGGACUUUAAAGAGGACCUGAGGAAGUUCAGACUGAAGAGCAGUACCUGGGCCGGGGAGCGCAGCAAGAGAGACCAGUACAGCAGACUGAAGAAGUUGUAACCCUACUGCCCCCCCUGUAACCCU
Oncorhynchus masou masou (cherry salmon) is the source of this 1164-nucleotide messenger RNA. RefSeq names its product M-phase inducer phosphatase 1-like. Gene Ontology annotation, cellular component: nucleus; cytoplasm. The transcript has 7 exons. NCBI's taxonomy places the organism in Eukaryota, Metazoa, Chordata, Actinopteri, Salmoniformes, Salmonidae. The record is from RefSeq and is a predicted model, not a curated record. The coding region runs from base 1 to 1140 and encodes 379 amino acids. Gene Ontology annotation, molecular function: protein tyrosine phosphatase activity. Gene Ontology annotation, biological process: positive regulation of G2/MI transition of meiotic cell cycle; positive regulation of G2/M transition of mitotic cell cycle; G2/M transition of mitotic cell cycle.